GCCCGGCCCCCGCGCGGCUGCCGGGGCCGGAGCUCCACAGCGCCCGCUGGCUCCGGGGGCCGGUGGAAGUCGGACCUUCCCGCGACGGGCGCGGCUGGGAGCCCCGCGCCGAGCAAACAGUUAAGGCAGCGGGGGGAGGAGCCAGGCUACCGGCCGCAAUUAAAGAUGAACUUUGGGUGAACUAAUUGAUCUGCCCAAGGUGGGGUGGGCAGCGACCUGGGGAGGGCUAUAAAAGGGGCCCCGCGGCGGGGCCGGGCCGGGUCGGGCGCUCCGGGCUCUCGGCGGCAGGUAGCCAUGGGCUUCGCGCUGCUGGCCAGCGCCCUGUGCACGCUGCUGCUGCCGCUGCUGCUCUUCCUGGCCGCCGUCAAGCUCUGGGGUUUGUACUGCGAGAGCGGCCGCGACCCCGGCUGUCCGCUGCCGCUGCCCCCGGGCACUAUGGGGCUCCCCUUCUUCGGGGAGACGCUGCAAAUGGUGCUGCAGCGGCGCAAGUUCCUGCAGGUGAAGCGCAGGAAGUACGGCUGCAUCUACAAGACGCACCUCUUCGGCCGACCCACCGUGCGGGUGUUGGGCGCCGACAACGUGCGGCGCAUCCUGCUGGGCGAGCACCGCCUGGUCGCCGUGCAGUGGCCGGCCUCGGUGCGCACCAUCCUGGGCUCGGGCUGCCUCUCCAACCUGCACGACGCUCGGCACAAGCAGCGCAAGAAGGUGAUCAUGCGGGCCUUCUCGCGGGACGCGCUGCGGCACUACGCGCCCGUCAUGCAGGAGGAGGUGAGCGGCUGCCUGGCGCGCUGGCUCGGCCGCGGCGGCGCCUGCCUGCUCGUGUACCCCGAGGUGAAGCGCCUCAUGUUCCGCAUCGCCAUGAGGCUGCUGCUGGGCUUCGAGCCGCACCAGGCCGACAGCGGCAGUGAGCGGCAGCUGGUGGAGGCCUUCGAGGAGAUGAGCCGCAACCUCUUCUCGCUGCCCAUCGACGUGCCCUUCAGCGGUCUCUACCGGGGCCUGCGCGCGCGGAACAUCAUCCAUGCCAGGAUCGAGGCCAACAUCCGCAACAGGAUGGCCCGUGCUGAGCCCGGGGGUGGCCCCAAGGACGCGCUGCAGCUGCUGCUGGAGCAGGCACAGCGCCAUGGCCAGCCGCUCAACAUGCAGGAGCUGAAAGAAUCUGCCACAGAACUCUUGUUCGGAGGCCACGAGACGACUGCCAGCGCUGCCACAUCUCUGAUCACCUUUUUGGGGCUUCACCCAGAGGUCUUGCAAAAAGUGAGAAAGGAGCUGCAAGGGAAUGGGUUAUUGUGCAGCCCAAACCAAGAUAGCAAAACGCUGGAUAUGGAAGUCUUGGAACAGCUGAAAUACACAGGCUGUGUCAUCAAAGAGACCCUCCGACUGAGCCCCCCUGUUCCUGGAGGAUUUAGAGUUGCACUCAAGACAUUUGAGUUAAAUGGUUACCAGAUUCCCAAAGGCUGGAACGUUAUUUACAGUAUCUGUGAUACACAUGAUGUGGCAGAACUCUUCACCAACAAGGACAAAUUUAACCCUGAUCGCUUUAUGUCCCCUUCUCCAGAGGACUCCUCUAGGUUCAGUUUCAUUCCUUUUGGUGGGGGCGUGAGAAGCUGUGUGGGCAAAGAGUUUGCAAAAAUCCUUCUCAAAAUAUUUACAGUGGAGUUGGCUCGUAACUGUGACUGGCAACUCUUAAAUGGCCCCCCAACAAUGAAAACUGGGCCUAUAGUCUACCCUGUGGACAAUCUGCCUGCCAAAUUUGUAGGCUUCAGUGGCCAAAUCUAAGCAGUUCAGGGGUUGCUUCUAGCUGAAGUUCUGUACAUAGCAGUGUUUUCCUGUAAAAAAAAAAAAGUCUAUUAUGUAUUUAACUUGUAAAUGUAUAAUAGUUAUUUAUGUCUCUUUUAAAAUAUUUUUUAAAAGCUAUGAUGUAUCCUAUUUUAAUGGUGUCUGUGUGUGUAUAUUUUCCCCUUAGUCCCCUAAGCACUAUAAUUAUGGGUCUCAGGAUCCAUAAUUAGACAACUUAUUUCUAUAGAAAUGUUUUCCCCUAUCAUACUGAAAUCUUGUCAUCUUAGCAUUUAAUGAUGUUUCAGGACAGGGCAUACAUUCAGGUGCACUCAGAUUCAUAAUACAGGCAUAUUAAAUCAUGGUAACUAAUUGCUCAUCCAGAAUUCAUGCAGGCUUGUAUGAAUUAGGAUGUUUUCAGUAUUACUUUUGAUAUUUAGGAUUUAUGGUCAAUGUAUAUGAAUUUUUCAGACUACAAUAAAGUCUAUUUUUUAAGA
Messenger RNA from Alligator mississippiensis (American alligator), 2270 nucleotides. RefSeq names its product cytochrome P450 26A1. Gene Ontology annotation, biological process: sterol metabolic process. The transcript has 7 exons. The record is from RefSeq and is a predicted model, not a curated record. NCBI's taxonomy places the organism in Eukaryota, Metazoa, Chordata, Crocodylia, Alligatoridae. The coding region runs from base 295 to 1776 and encodes 493 amino acids. Gene Ontology annotation, molecular function: oxidoreductase activity, acting on paired donors, with incorporation or reduction of molecular oxygen; iron ion binding; heme binding.